GAAGCAAUCGCGAUAAACAUGGCAAUGGUCUCCAAUGGUGAUAUGAUAUGUAGCUGCAGCAGAUUAUAGCCUGCAUCAUGGAAGAAAAACAAAUGUAGCCACUGGUUGCAAAAACGAUGCUAGUUUUGCGUGCACGCGUAUCAUUGAAUGAAGCCUGUCUACAGUAUGAAUUUGAUAUUUACAGUGGAGGCAAUUUAGCUGUCUGUCAAUUGGGCUGCUAGCUAGUGAAGGGCCAUGUUAGCUCGAUGCUUAAUGCUAACUCGUUUAUUGUAUAGUUAAGGUUGGGAAUCAGGCUAGUUGACGCUACCAAUUUCACACAUCCAAAAUAAUAGUGGAACAUCUGCGUGUUAUCAAUGCCUUUCUGAAGAAAGAAGAAAUAGCUAGCUAAGCCAGCUAGCAUCUGAGAAGGUAUUGGAUUCAUAUUUCACCCAAUUUCCUCCAUUUGAAGAAAAGCAAACUGGCUGAGAUGGAUGAACAAAGUGUUGAGAGUAUUGCGGAGGUGUUCCGCUGUUUCAUCUGUAUGGAAAAGCUGAGGGAUGCUCGGCUCUGCCCCCACUGUUCCAAACUCUGCUGCUUCAGCUGCAUACGGCGCUGGUUGACUGAGCAGAGAGCCCAAUGCCCACACUGUCGGGCACCACUGCAGCUGCGGGAGUUGGUGAACUGCCGCUGGGCUGAAGAGGUUACCCAGCAGCUGGACACCCUGCAGCUCUGCAAUCUCUCCAAACACGAGGAGAACGACAAGGACAAGUGUGAGAAUCACCAUGAGAAACUCAGUGUGUUCUGCUGGACCUGUAAGAAGUGCAUCUGCCACCAAUGUGCUCUGUGGGGAGGCAUGCAUGGCGGCCACACCUUCAAGCCUCUGGCUGAGAUCUACGAACAGCACGUGUCCAAGGUGAACGAGGAGGUGGCCAAGCUCCGCCGCCGCCUCAUGGAGCUCAUCAGCUUGGUGCAGGAGGUGGAGAGGAACGUGGAAGCAGUGCGAGGGGCCAAAGACGAGCGAGUGCGAGAGAUUCGUAAUGCAGUAGAGAUGAUGAUUGCCCGUCUCGACAACCAGCUCAAAAACAAACUCAUCACCCUCAUGGGUCAGAAGACCUCUCUCACCCAAGAGACUGAGCUACUGGAGUCUCUCCUGCAGGAGGUAGAACAUCAGCUGCGCUCCUGCAGUAAGAGCGAGUUGAUCUCCAAGAGCCCAGAGAUCCUGCUGAUGUUCCAGCAGGUUCACCGCAAGCCCAUGCAGUCCUUUGUCACCACUCCAGUCCCCCCCGACUUCACCAGUGAGCUGGUUCCUGCCUAUGACUCAAGCACUUUUGUUCUGGCCAACUUCAGCACCCUGAGACAGAGGGCAGAUCCCGUCUAUAGCCCCCCACUCCAGAUAUCUGGCAUCUGCUGGAGACUCAAGGUUUAUCCAGAUGGCAACGGUGUCGUGCGCGGCAACUAUCUGUCCGUUUUCUUGGAACUAUCUGCAGGACUCCCUGAAACGUCAAAAUAUGAGUACCGUGUGGAGAUGGUCCAUCAGGCCUCCAGCGACCCCACUAAGAACAUCAUCAGGGAGUUUGCAUCAGACUUUGAGGUGGGGGAGUGCUGGGGAUACAAUCGCUUCUUCAGACUGGACCUGUUGGCCAGCGAGGGCUACCUCAACAUGCAGACUGACACCCUGGUCCUCAGGUAUCAGGUGCGUUCGCCCACCUUCUUCCAGAAGUGCAGAGACCAGUACUGGUACAUCAGCCAGCUGGAGUCAGCCCAGUCCAGCUACAUCCAGCAAAUCAACAACCUCAAAGAGAGGCUGGCCAUUGAGCUGUUCCGUAGGCAAAAGUCUCGCAGCUCGUCCCCUCCUGACCGGCGCCUGGGCACCUCGACCUCGGAGAGAGACUCCCGCUCAGGGAAAGUUCCUGUGGCUGAGGAUGGCUGCCAGACCACUGCCACGGAGACCAAAGUGGAAGAGGAGGAUGAGGAGGAGAAGACCCAGCACGAUGACUCCAAUGAGCUGUCUGAUGGGGACUUGGAAGUGGACUGUCUGACAGGGGACGAGGAGGUGAACCCUCUGGACGGUAGCAGCACCUCGGGCAGCUCCACGGCAACGAGCAACACAGAGGAGAACGACAUCGACGAGGAGACCAUGUCUGGGGAGAAUGAUGUGGAGUUCAGUGGGAACCUGGAGAUGGAGGAGGGAGAACUGCCUGACGAUGUGGCAGGGGCAGCAGGAGGCUCUAACCAUGGGGCCAGGUGUCUGAGGCGUGGUGGAGGUCUCUCCUCCGCUGGCAGCAACAACAGUCUGCUGGAGAUUGACCCAGUCAUCCUCAUCCAGCUACUGGACCUGAAGGAACACAGCAACGUGGAGUCACUAUGGGGCCUUCAGCCCAGACCCCCUGCUUCCUUGUUGCACAGCCAAGUCCAAAUACACUCCAGAAAGGAGCGGAGCGAGCGCCGGCCUCAGGCAGUGAGGAGGGGAGCCCCAGACUCAGGGGUCCUGAUCCGGCUCAAGGCCCAGAUGGCUGAGGUACGCAGUAAGAUGACGGAUGUCAAGUUUCAGCUGGAGGCGCGGGGGGAGGCCAGGGUAGGACCCUCUGGCAGAGCCACAGGGGAACAGGGGCCCUCUUACCACGCAGACUCAGACCUAGGGCCCAGCAGAAAGUCCACAGAGCUGGAUCUGAUGGGGAAAGGACCUGGGGCCUCCAGACACUGUCGCUCUGGAGGGAAGAAGGCCUUGUCUCCCAAGCAGGAGGGCAGCAGGCUGGGCCUGAGAAGAGCUACAGACGGAGUGGAGAAGGAGUCAAGAGGCCAGAGCGGUGAAGAGUUGUCCAGUGAUCAAAGCCUCUUCCCCAGGGACACCCCCAAUGGAUCAGAAGGAGCCCUGAAGCCACACAGCGUGCACAGCUCCCCUCCUUCUCUGGGCAGCUCAUCGUCAUGCUACGACAGCAAGCCCUGCAUUUCCAAACACGACCAGGAGCAGCUCUACGGGGCCGACCUGUACGCUCUGGGGGGCCUCAACGGCAUCUCCACCUCCACCAUAGCACGACCCAGGACCCAGCCCAUGGGGUCCGGCCUGCUGAUGGACAGCUCUCUGGACUGUGACUUGGAGGAGACGGCUGAGGUCCGUCAUUCACUGCUCUCCCUGGCAGAGGGACCCUCUUCACGCCCUGAUGAAAGUGAGCCGUACUGCUCUAACCCCCCUCUUCCUUCACCUCUACCUCGAACCUCCUCUAUGGAGGAAUGCUAUUGUGACGGCAGUCAUCUUGUCCAUAAACAGACGGUGGUGCUGCUGCCAGGUAUGAGCAGUGACAGUGAGAUCGACUGUGACACGGAGAACGAAGAUGAGGUGGUGGCCCUGGAGGCUGGAGACUGUCGCUAUGAUGCCCAGUCACUGCCCUGUGCAGGGGCCCAGUUGAACUCUGACGACCUGUGCUUCACCACAGGAGAGAACACCGAGAGGUGAUUCCCCUCCAACAUGGCCUCCACAGCCGGUCUAAACAGUGGCCAUCGCCAUAUGGGCAUGGAGAGCAGUGUAUAUAACUUUAAUGUACACAAGCACUUGUGUAGACACUUGCAUGCAGUCAUUCUAGUCACAGGCAACCCCAAAUGCAAUGAGAAUGCUACAACUCAGUAAGUGAGCACCUUGAUGAUGACUGCAAAAUAUGUAAAUAUAUUUGAUAACUUUUAUUAAUCUCCAUUUAUAUUUAAAUGUAAAUUGGAUUAAAUAUGAGUUAGAAUGGGGCGAGGAACAAUAUAUUUGCGAGAGACAUUCUUUAGGCUGUUGUUGUGAAAAGUAAAAUAGUAACAUGUUAUCAUAUGUAACUAACCUCAUGGUUGAUGUUUGCAACGUCUAAAUACUCCGAUUGGGCUUUGGUCUGGACAUCGAUUGGGCUUUGGUCUGGACAUCGAUUCUGCUUUGGUCUGGACAUCGUGAGCUCUGGUGAAUUUAGAGAGUUAAGCACAGUACACCUGCUUCACAACAGAAAGAGAACCUUAAAAUCUCUCUGCCUUUCUGAUUCAAUGAGGUGCUAUUGAUGUGUUUGUGUGGAGGAGCACAGUCAGGCAGGCAUCACACAGUGCUGUAAUGAACACCCCAUUCUUGAAAACAGUCUGAACGAACGCCUUGAAGUUGGACGCAUUUAGUACCUUUAUUCCUGUUUCACCAUUGAUUUAAAACUUGUUAGGAAGUCCCUUUCUGUGCAAAUCUUAUCAUUGCAAACUACUGUAUUUCGUCUGCUACUCCCGGUAGAUUGGAGUUGCUUGCCCCCCAGUAAAUCUUUCAGAACAAGAACCAGUUUUUCUGCUGUGUAGACACAUUGAAGGAUGUAUCAAUGGUACGUCCUUCUCUGGCAUGUGUAGGAGAUUGCUACCUUCUGAAUGUGUAUUGAGUAGUUUCUUAGUAGAAAAUUAGGCAUGACUCUUGUUCACCGUAGCGGAUUUUGCCUGACUUGAUGAUUCACACUGAACUUUCUUGGUUGACAGUCUGGGCUUCAAGUGCUUUUUAACCUUAUCUCGUAAUUAAACAUCAAAGCUGAUGUACCUUAUCCGUACAUACAGGGUUCUUUCUUUCACCAGUAAGUGUUUUCUGCAGCCCUUGUCAAGUCAAGAUGAGCUCUGUAGCAUAGGCAUGUAUGUAGGUGGUGGUUUUGAGUUUUCUGCGCUGCUAUCUCAACUCUUUUUCUGUAUUGUGUGCGCAACUUCUGCUCGUCUUUGAAAAAAUGGGUCCAUGCAAAUUCACACAUUUUGACUUCUAUGAAGCAGAUAUAAUUUUGUUUUUCAACUUGGUGGAUUCCUUUCUCUUUUCAAAAAAUGGAUCCAAAUGUCACAUUCCGUCGUCUUGAUUCUAGAUUAUUUUAUUUUGCUUGUGUUCUGGGCAAAAUUUGACCAAGGCAAUAUUUGGAAAGUCAUUUGUUUGACAGAGACAUGUGUAAAUAAGUGUUUGUUUUGUAGAAAGGCAUCCCAACAGUGAUGUGAAGUGUUCUGUUCUUUAAAGCAUGUCAUUGGAGGAAUUUUCUUUCAAUAUCCUUUUUUGCCCAUCAGAGGGUGCCAUCUCUUCCUUGUAGUUGAGCUUUGCUGUGUGACCGUGGACCAUUUUAUUUACACAGUAACAUUUUAUUAUUUUCAACCCUUGAAAAGCAAUCUGACGACCACACUAGCAUCCACAUGGACAUCAUAGCAGAAACUGUACUCUUUGUACCAUGGAGAACAAUGAACACUGGCAAAGACUUUCUCCAUUAAAAUGUACACUGAAGAGGUGACCCAACUGAAUUUGUAAAAAUGUCUAUCUCUUGAAAGGGAGAUGUGUAAGAUGUCUCAAAGUAUACUGGUGUGCAUUGACUAAUAAGGAAAUAUGAUCUAAAUGCCUGAAUGAAGAGCUCAGUGGUUUACACUAUAAAUAUCUUCCUUCAGCUGUAGGAUGCCUGAUGUUUACCCCCAGCUGCACAGCCUCCUAAUGUUCCAUCAUGUGUGCCUCAAACUGCAUGGCUUCAAUGGAGUUGAACAGGCAGACAGAGGGUGGACAAUAUGCUUUAAACCUCUUAUUGUGCCCUUGUAUAUACAGCUCCAGAUUAAUCCUGAUAUGGUCUAAUUGUAUCUAUUUCACUGUCAGUUCACUAUGCACAUUUCUGUUUGUGCCCAGGUUUUAGCUGUGUGUGUGUGUGUCUGAGUGGGAAAGGGCUGACUUAGGAAAGGUACUAGAAAGAGGGUGAUUAGAUGGUUUCAAGUGUUCAUGCUUUCCUUUGUGUCUACCAUGAGUGUUUUAUUUUAUAUUGUCCCAGAAUGCAGUGGGAUUUUUAUUUGUUGGGUAUGUGUCAUUUUUUGUUGUAACUAAUAGAAUAUGACAUUUAACAAAUAAAAUAUUUUAUGGUUUCUUGAAACUGAAUGUGUGUUACCUAAAUAUGGAAAUACUGAUGAAAUGGCUGAAUUUAUGUUACAAUGAAAAUCCUGCUUUUGUUUUAUCCAACAUCAACUGUAUGAGAGCUCCAUUGCAGAUGAGGGGUAACUCCCACUGUUGUGGUUGCCUCCACGUCUCUUGAGGUCUGCAUUGUAUAGGAGGGUGGGUGGUAGGGGCUUAGUGUGCCAGGUUGGCGUGGUUAGAGAUUAAGCUCAACAGAGAUUACUUGAGUGAAAGUUGGCACCUGCCAUGUCCUGCUUGCAUCCGGCCAGCACCAACUCUUCCCUCUUUCAGAAGGCCACCAUGCCAAGAAGCGGGGCUUGAUUUAGGAGGAUUGGAGAGGACAUGCUGCACAUUAGUCCGCAGUGCAGAAAGCCCCGUAGGAAUUGACAUGACUCAAGUUACUGUUAUCCUACUACAGGUAAAUAGUCUGUUUAGCAGGUUUCCCUCAUCCCAUUUCUAACCACCCCAUAAUGUUGUAUAUGUAUUCACAUUACCAACAUAUGUAAUGUGUAACGAAGCUACUUCAAAGUGCCAUAACUAGUGCUCCACUUCAUACCAAUGUUUUCUUGGGUAAUUGCUCCUCAUGAAUAAGUUGUUUUGAACUGCUGAUGGAUUUGAACAGCUUUCUAGGUCUAAGCCAUUUUGGUUAGUGUGUUGUCAAUAAGGCCAUAAUGUACAGGUCAUAAUGUACCCUGUAAAGUCUCCUCCCAUCAUGUUAUGAUAGUUUUUAAUAUCUGUUAAGUUUAUGUUCAGGAAGUGCCUCAGCUCUUCCACCGAAAAUGUCCAUAUUGUAAUCCCCCUUGUCCUUAGCCCUGAUUUCACUCAAACUAGAACAGCAGAUCAAAUACAUCCAGAUUAAGGCCUUGAUUCGAUCAGAUCAAGUGUUAACCGGCAAAAGCUGACACAUGCAUAGCUUUGUUUUGGCGGUGUUGGAGUAACCGCGAUAGAGCUGUCAAACCGGUUAGCAGCUGCUCUUGUGAUCAUUGUCACGAUGUCACACCCACCCAUUUACAUUAGAACAGGGGUGUCAAACCCACUCCAUGGAGGGCCUAGUGUCUGUCUAGACAACUGUGAGGGGAGUUCUUUACUAAUUAGUAACCUUAAUUCAUCAAGUAUAAGGGAGGAGUGAACCUGCAGACACUCGAACCGCCCUGUGAGACACGUGUGUUAGAAGAUCAGAACAAAGUUUAGACUAUAUAGAAAUGACGCUCAAAUUGAAAAUAAUGACGAUUUCUAUCAGCCUAAUCAAGAUAUCAAUUACAUCUCACAUUUUAGUGUUCAAACUUGUAAACAAUGUUGCAUGUGAUUUAUCUUAAUGCAACUCCGUGCUGCCAAUGGCAAUGUCCGCUUUAGGUAUAAUGCUGGGAGCUGCUUGUGGAUUUGACAACUCUAACACAGUUCCACCUCCGACACUAUCAAAACAACCACUAUGCGGGUGUCAGCUAGGGCGGAUCUGAUAGAAUCUAGCCAUAAGUGUUGAGCUGAUUUAGUUUUUAUAGCAACAGGAGUCUGUUAACUUCUAAGCAAAGCAGCUAUGACAGUGUUUUGUGUAAUGCCAGACUCCAUUAGAGUAGUCCCUAUUUCAGCCUUCAAUUAAUGUCCCUCUCACAACACUACAUCUGGUGGAUAUUAACGCUCACUCAUCUGUUAUGUCAGACGCUAAACUGCUCCAGAUAUGGUCACGGUCAUAGUAAUUACGUUUUGUGUGCGUGUCUUCAAGCUGGGAUUUACUCUCCUCAUUAUUUGUAUGUGUGCCUUAAACCUUGCAAGAAAGGCCAUGAGCAAAAGCUCAGCUGUGGUGCUGCUACAUAAUGUGAAAUGUUUGAAUCAGCAGGUAUAUCCCUGUAUUUCCAUCAGUAAAUAGUAUACCAUGUGCUAUGUGGAGCACAAACGUUGUACUUAGUAAGUCUGAAAAGCUGUUUCCGAAAUUCAGUUGUAAUUUGUGAAGUGUUCUUGAUGUAGAAUGCUUUAAAAAAAAAAAAAAAAAAAAA
This is a messenger RNA of Oncorhynchus kisutch (coho salmon), 7857 nucleotides long. Its product is annotated as E3 ubiquitin-protein ligase TRIM37. Lineage: Eukaryota; Metazoa; Chordata; Actinopteri; Salmoniformes; Salmonidae. Gene Ontology annotation, molecular function: zinc ion binding; ubiquitin protein ligase activity; tumor necrosis factor receptor binding. Gene Ontology annotation, cellular component: ESC/E(Z) complex; peroxisomal membrane; aggresome. The transcript is spliced from 25 exons. The record is from RefSeq and is a predicted model, not a curated record. The coding region runs from base 467 to 3433 and encodes 988 amino acids. Gene Ontology annotation, biological process: protein autoubiquitination; aggresome assembly; protein monoubiquitination.